Molecule: messenger RNA, 1263 nt
Organism: Carcharodon carcharias (great white shark)
Lineage: Eukaryota; Metazoa; Chordata; Chondrichthyes; Lamniformes; Lamnidae
Gene: rwdd4
Product: RWD domain containing 4
Exons: 8
Coding region: 158-721 (187 amino acids)
Molecular function (GO): protein binding
Source: RefSeq, a predicted model, not a curated record
GAGGAGGAAGAGGAGGGGGGGGGGGGUGGUUGGUUGGUUGGUGUUAACGGCAGCGGAGAGUUUGCCCUCCCUCGGGGGUUGGAGCCUGGAUGGAGGCCGCUUGGUUUUAAGGCUGGCCGCGUGAAUUUUUCGCUCCUCAAAAGCCGGGGUAACCGCGAUGGCGGCCAACGAGGAGCAGACGAUGGAGCUUGAAGCUCUUCGCUCCAUUUAUGAAGGAGAUGAAUGUUUUAAGGAACUUAGUCCAGCAUCUUUUCAAUACAGGGUAGGUAACCUUGGUGACCCUAAAGCCUUCUUGCUAGAAAUUUCAUGGCCUGAAAUGUAUCCAGAACUGCCCCCAAACAUAUCAUUGAAUGCAUUCUUCAACAAUAGCAUUUCUUCAUCAGUAAAACAGAAUAUAUCAGCCAAGCUGCAUGAACAGGUUGAAGCAAACCUGGGGACGGCCAUGGUGUACACACUCUUUGAAUGGGCUAAAGAGAACCAAGAGCAGCUCAUGGAAAAUCACCACCCAAAAGUUAAUGCAGUGACCAUAUCAGUAACUGAAAAUACUGUAACAUCUAAUACUUCUGUGGCUAAGAAAAAGGAGAAAAAAGAACAGCUGUCAAAAUCCCAAAAGAAGAAAUUGGCUGAUAAGACAGAUAACCGAGGGGAAUUGCCACGUGGAUGGAAUUGGGUGGAUGUCAUUAAGCAUUUGAGCAAAACUGGCAGCAAGGAUGAUGAGUAACCCAAAUUUAUGGAUUGGUGUGAACCUAGAAUGUCAGAUUUAUUUUGCUGGAGCACAUUCAUUUCCCGUGUUUGUGUGGAAAACCUCUUUGGAAAAAUUACAGCAUCUGUUUGGUAUGAAAUCAUUGUGGGUUUUGUUUUUACUCGACAGACUAUCUGCACAUUUCAAUGGCAAUUGAUGCACUAAAUCUGACAGUCAACUGGGUCUGUCUACUUACAAAGCAAAAUUAAAAAUAUAGAAUAACUGAGGUCCUACUAAGUUGGACACACGGUAACAGAUUGCUUUAUUGCACAUAUUUCUUGUGGAGUAUACCUCUGUUAAAGGCAUGUUUUGAAUUAUAAAGCCAUGGUUUAAUAUUUUCCCGAGCAGCAUGGUUAAGAUGGUGACCUAUCUGCAAUCAUGCUAAUUGUUUUGCUAUUUUAACGAGGGUAUUAUGGACUGUACCUCUUUUCCUCACUCUCCCUUUUGAUAUCCUGAAAUAUCAUCAUGAGGAAAUCAACCGGAAAUAUUUAGGAUUUUAAUAAAGCUUUUAAUAUUUGUUA